Molecule: messenger RNA, 4029 nt
Organism: Echinops telfairi (small Madagascar hedgehog)
Lineage: Eukaryota; Metazoa; Chordata; Mammalia; Afrosoricida; Tenrecidae
Gene: AFTPH
Product: aftiphilin
Exons: 10
Coding region: 200-2995 (931 amino acids)
Biological process (GO): intracellular transport
Cellular component (GO): AP-1 adaptor complex; trans-Golgi network membrane
Molecular function (GO): clathrin binding
Source: RefSeq, a predicted model, not a curated record
CGAAACUCCGGGUUAGCGGCCAUGGAGCUCGUUGGCUGACAGGGCUGUGAACAGCCUGCUUCCCGCUCUCUCCAACUCCGCCUCGGAAUAGCCGGUCCUUCCCCGGGGAGCCCGUUCCUCCCCGGGCCCCUGAGCCAUGCCCAUCGCGGCCGCCCGGGACGAGCCAGGUAUACAUUAAUUAUUUGAAAGCAGUUAAACAAUGGAGCCAGAUAUCAUUCGAAUGUACUCUUCCUCCCCACCACCACUGGACAAUGGAGCUGAGGACGAUGAUGAUGAUGAAUUUGGGGAAUUUGGUGGGUUUUCAGAAGUUAGCCCUUCUGGUGUAGGAUUUGUUGAUUUUGACGCACCAGAUUAUCCUCGUCCCAAGGAAGAGUUUGUACCUGCAAACCAUUUUAUGCCAAUUCAUGAUUUCUCAGAAAAUGUAGGUAGCCUCACAAGCUUUAAACCCUUGAAACACGGCAAUGAGGAGACUGGCACUACUGAACUUACACCUGUGAAAGGGCAGGCCGGUGUUUUACUUUCUGCCACCAGCAAAGAAAUAGUUUCCCCUCAAACUUUAGAUACUUCUAUUGAUGGCAUGAAAAUUCCCCGAGAUUUGAAUACAGCACUGGAGCAGGCGCAGAAUGUUGGAACACCUGGAGGUUUCUCCCCAGGAGAUUUUAGAACUGAUUUAACUGUGGUUCAUCAAAACCAGCAGUCAGAGAGCUGCAACGGUGAAAAGCCUCCUUGUCUGGAGAUCCUAACAAAUGGAUUUGCAGUAUUGGAAACUGUCAAUCCUCAGGGAACAGAGGAUCUGGACACUGUAGCUGACUCAGAGGGCCUAACGCCUCGGAGCACUGAGUAUAACUUAGACUCUGCACCUAGCCCUGCUGAGGAAUUUGCAGAUUUUGCCACUUUUUCCAAAAAGGAAAGGAUCCAGCUAGACGAAAAAGGAUGUACAGUUUUAAAAGAUAGAGAAGCACUAACGAUUCAGGAAAACAAUAAAAUUAACAGAGUCAAUGAACUGAAUUCCAUAAAAGACCUGUCCUUGGACCGAAGCUCUGACAACCAAGGAGACACUGACAGCAAGGAUCAGGUUGGCAUUUCUGAAGUAAGCAUAGAGAGUAGCAGAGGUUUCAGUACUGAGGAGCAAGGUCCUGAUGCCCUGCAACAAGAUGCCUUGUUACAUUCAAGUGCUCAAUCACAUGCUCGGAGUUUGGCAGCCACAGAGGAUCACUCAGAAGCCAGUAGGAGAGAACAGUGGCAAACCGAGGGAAAACUGGAUGUAUUUACUCCUAAAAGUGCCGACUACCUAUGCAUGGAUUACAUUAAAACUAAUGAUGCCGCCAAUGAAGUUGGUUCUCCCAAAGAAGAAAUGACCAAGUUUACCAAGCCUCAAAGCCCCAGCAUUCUUCCCACAGAAGAAAACGUUAUGAAUGAUUCUCAAAGUCUAAAAAAUGGUGACGGUAGGAACGACUCUGUGACUGGUAGCGAUACAAAUGAGGAUGAUUUUGGUGCCUUUGGCACAGCCUGUGGCACAACUCCACCGUUUGCUACUGGCACUCAAGAAUCGAUGAGUGAUGUCACUUUUGAGGAGUCCUCAGAACACGUUCCACAUUUUAGUGAACCAGUUGAUGACUUUGGAGAAUUUGGGGAUACUAAUACUGUUUCUUGCCAAGAAGUGACACUCACCGAGUCAGACUCGAAACCUACUUCUGAUGGCUUAUCAGAGGGAUGUCAGCUGGCCAGCAAGUCUUCUGGGACAGGCAUUCAGCCUGUUUCAAAACUGAAAAGGGGGCAAGAAGGUGAAUUUGGAGAUUUUGAUUCUGUGCCAAAUAGUCAGAAUGACUCCAGUGGUUUUCAGGACGCUGAUGAUUUUGCAGACUUCAGCUCAGCUGGUCCCUGUCAGGUGGCAGAUUGGGAUGCUUUUGAGGAGGGGCAGAAAGAGAAUUGCUCAUGGGCUGCCUUUGGAGACCAUCAGGCUGCUGAAUCUCAUCAUCGAAAGGAGGCCUGGCAGUCGCAUAGGACAGAUGAAAAUGUUGAUGCUCCAGGUACCCCCACAACUCACAGAGUCCCAGUAGCAGCUUCCAGAGGAGCCGUUGCUGCUGGCCAUUUUCAGGAAUCCAGCACUGCAGUUCAGACAGCUUUACUAAACCGUCUGGAGCGAAUUUUCGAAGCAUGUUUUCCUUCUGUACUUGUCCCUGCUGCUGAAGAGGAAGUUACCUCUCUGAAGCACUUGCUGGAAACAAGCACCUUGCCGGUCAAAGCAGCGAGAGAGGCCUUAGCUGACAGUGGGGAACUGCUGGAUGUGUGGACGGAACUUCAGGACAUCCAUGAUGCACAUGGCUUGCGCUAUCAGUGGGGCGGCUCCCAUAGCAACAAGAAGCUUUUGUGCUCCUUGGGAAUAGACACCCGGAAUAUUCUCUUCACGGGCAACAAGAAGCAGCCUGUCAUAGUACCCAUGUAUGCAGCAGGAUUGGGUAUGUUAGAGCCCACCAAGGAACCAUUGAAGCCACUCUCUGCUGCAGAAAAAAUCGCUUCUAUCGGUCAGACAAGCACCAUGGCACCAGAGAUGAACACAUGUACAUCUGACCAAUUCCAGGAGUCUCUCCCACCCGUCCAGUUUGACUGGAGUAGCAGCGGCCUUACUAACCCUUUAGAUGCUAGUGGAGGUUCCACUCUUCUGAACCUUGAUUUCUUUGGGCCCAUGGAUGACAGUAGCUCUGGCAGCACCACCACAAUCCCAGGUGUGGAUCCCGAGUUGUAUGAGUUAACAACCUCUAAGCUGGAACUCUCCACCUCAAGCCUCAAAGUGACUGACACGUUGGCCCGACUCAUGUCCACAGUAGAGAAGACAAGCACAUCGACCAGGAAACCUAAGCGAGAAGAGCACUUGAGUGAAGAAGCCAUCCAGGUGAUCGCCAGCCUUCCGGACUUAACGUUCAUGCAUGCCAAGGUGUUGAUGUUCCCAGCCACCUUAACUCCUUCCCCGAGCUCCCAGGAGAAGGCAGACUGAGAGCCCAGCUGCGGGAUCAGGCAGUUCCCACGGAUUCUCCUGUCCUUCGACCCUGCCCCUGUUCUAAUAAAACAAAACACAAGGUCAGCUGGUUUGUGGGUAAGCCGCACUAAAAAGGUAUACAUAGUCAUGUAUAUUUAUUUACAUACUGAAGUCCUAAAUUUAUAUUAGAAAAAAGUGUAAAUAAUCAGGGGUGAACAUUUUUGAAGAUUUAUUCUUUUUGUGUUGCCGGGGUGCACACAUUUCCGUCUUUGUGAAAUGCACUGGUGACGUCCUUCUUACAAAACGUUUGAAAUAAAAAAUUUUAAAAAAAGAAAAUCAAAAACUCCAAUCUCCACUGUCUGUGAAAUCCCCUUCAUCUUUUCAGAUUGCAUUGUGGGCCCUAUUAAUUUCUCAUCGCUUCUCUUGAGCAUUUUGUUUUCAUCAGUAAGUUCCAAAGUCCCUGUUCAAAUUGUUUGCUUUUUAAAUUUUGUGUGUUCUGGGUUUGUUUCAGGUCUGCUUUUUGUUACCAUUAGGAGUGGGCGGGGGGCGCUUUUUUAAUCGUUUCGAUAUGGCAUAUUGCUGCUGGAUCUCUGACGGGGCCCUUCUGUCCAUCGCUCCUUGGUGGUAGUGUAUGGAUCAUUGUCAGAACUCGAUUGGAGGGGCUUAAAGAGAUUGUGUCUGUUUUCAAUUUGUUUGUUUGUUUGUUUUUUAAUUAGUUUGAUUUGGAGAAGGACCAAAUUAUAUGAAUGUCUUACCAUGAAAAUUCAUUUGUUAGCUGAUUUUUUCCUUUUGUUGUUGUUGUUCUAUUGUACUACUAUCUUUUGAGGAUUUUGCACAAUGUAAAAUGACAUAAUCAUAGAUUGCUAUGGUUUAGGCUGUAUAUACAGUAAAAACUCUGGGUUUUAAAUGUUUGGGGAAAUUCCUAUGGAAAAAAGAGAGACAUGUAGAAGAACCUCUAACCGGGUUAAUGUGCAUGCCAAGGUCUUUUGAGAUUUCAGUGUGUAAAUUUCCUUUUAGCUUAUACAAAAAUAAAAUAAUUUAAAAGAAAUGUA